AUGGCGCUAGAUCUCGAUGAAGGCUAUGUGGCGCCUGGCCUAGCACAAGGUGGUGUCGAGACCUCUCUCCCCAUCUUCAACGUCGAACGAGUCCAGUUGCAGUUCAACAUCGCCUCGGAUUUUGUCGCAGGCCAGGUGGCCAAUAAUGUAUUGAUUCUGGCUCUCGCUACGGGGCGCAUUCUCCGCAUCGACUUAGAGAGCCCAUCAGACAUUGACGAUGUCGAUCUCCCCAAGAAGACAACUGAAGUCGGGCUAAUACGGCGCAUGUUCCUCGACCCCUCGGCAUCUCACCUCAUCAUCAGUACAACCCUAGGCGAGAACUUCUACCUCCACAGUCAGUCAAAGACACCCAGAGCGUUGUCGAGAUUAAAAGGCGUAUCUAUUGAGUCGAUCGCAUGGAACCCCUCCCAGCCGACGGCAUCGACGCGAGAGAUAUUGGUUGGCGCAGUGGAUGGAAACAUAUACGAGACAUACAUAGAGCCUGCAUCCGAAUUCUAUCGACGGGAAGAACGAUAUUCGGCCCAGGUAUGGAAGAUCCCGGACGGAGCGGUCACGGGCUUGUGGACGGAGACUGUGGAAGGUAGAGCUGAUAUGAGAAGGGUCAUUGUUGCGUCGCAUUCGAGGCUUUGUCACUGGAUAGGCAAAACAGGUGGUCGUGGGCGAGAAGGAUCCGCAUCUAUUUAUGCCGACUUGUUCUCUAAAGAGGCGCCUAUCACGCAUGACGCCCCUGGUGCAUCUGCUACGGCCCCAUCUUCUUUCUCAGUAUCUCCGGAGACGGCAGACUCCAGAGCUGGUUCCGAACGGAGCUUUGCAUGGCUCUACUCUCAGGGUGUCUUGACAGGCAAACUUCUCACCUCUCCGACCACUUCCAAUCUUGGUUCCAAAGUCUUCAAUGAGGCCAAACUUCAUCCUAGAGCAAUUUUUCCCGAGACUAUAUCCGCACGUGGCGGUCGCAAGCUUAUUCAGGACCCAAUUUCUUCUGUAGUACUGUCACAAUGGCAUGUACUGGCCCUUGCUGAGGGGCGCAUUGUUGCGGUCAACAGACUCGAUGGGAGUGUUGUCUAUGACCAGGUUGUGUUGGAGACAGGGCAGAGUGCACUUGGUCUUGUUGCAGAUCAAACGAAGAACACAUACUGGCUAUUCACAAACCAGGAGAUUUUCGAAGUAGUAGCCAAUGAUGAAGAGCGGGAUGUCUGGAAAGUUAUGCUCAAGAAUCAAGACUACGAUGCUGCAUUGAAAUACGCAAAAGAUGCAACCCAGAAGGACUCAGUGGCUACGGCUUCAGGAGAUUAUCUGUCAAGUAAAGGACAAUAUCUCGAGGCUGCAAGUAUAUGGGGCAAAAGCAGCAAAGCCUUCGAAGAGGUCUGCCUGUCGUUAAUUGACAAUGGGCAAGAAGAUGCACUCCGGAAAUACCUGACAACCAAGCUCGGAUCCUACAAAAAGUCAUCAUACAUGCAGAGAGUCAUGAUAGCAACCUGGCUUAUGCAGAUUUAUAUGGCCAAACUCAACGCACUCGACGACAUGGUUGCCACCAAGGCGGAACUGAUCGAGAACACGGAUGCAGGAGGGGCGAAAAGAGAGCUGGAAAAGACACGAGCCGAGUUUCAAGAGUUCGUCAACAAGCACAAGUCAGACCUUGAUGCCAAAACGACCUACGAAGUGAUCUCGAGUCAUGACAGAGAGGAAGAAUUGCUUUUUUUCGCCAACACAAUCACGGACUACGAUUUCGUCCUCUCAUACUGGGUGCAACGGGGACAGUGGACCGAGGCCCUUUCGGUGCUUAACAAGCAGAGCAAUCCAGAGACAUUUUAUCGAUAUAGCAAUGUGCUCAUGUCGCAUGUCGCAACCGGAUUGGUGGAGAUUCUGGUGAGGAGAAAUAAUAUUGACGCGCAGAAGAUGAUUCCUGCGCUGUUGACCUACAACGAAAAUGCCAAUGUGCCGCUGCCGCAGAAUCAGGCAGUGAGAUAUCUCAACUAUGUUGUUACGAACGAUUUCAGCGUCCCGGCUUCGGUCCACAACACUCUGAUCUCCAUCAUGGCAUCCCAUCCGUCGAAUUCGGAAACCGCGCUGCUGGGUUAUCUUGAAACUCAGCCCACUCCUCCCUUAUACGAUGCGGAUUUCGCAUUACGGUUAUGUAUUCAGCACAAUCGGGUACAGUCUUGUGUGCACAUAUACAGUACCAUGGGGCAAUACCAACAAGCAGUAGAACUUGCCCUUCAGCACGAUGAUGUCGAUCUGGCGGCCAUUGUCGCAGAUCGGCUAGAAGGGAACGACCAGACCCGAAAACGCCUGUGGUUAUUAAUUGCGGAGAAGAAGAUCAAAGAGGCAUCGUCGAUCAAAGAUGCCAUCAGUUUCUUGAAACAGUGCGACUUACUCAAGAUUGAAGAUCUCAUCCCAUUCUUCCCGGAUUUUGUGGUGAUUGAUGAUUUCAAAGAAGAGAUCUGCGAAGCGCUAGAAGAGUACUCCCGGCAUAUCGACAAUUUGAAACAGGAAAUGGAUAUUUCACAGCACACGGCCGAACAGAUCAAGGCCGAAAUAGCGGCAUUAGACCAUCGCUAUGCGAUCGUGGAGUCGGGCGAACGGUGCUGGAUCUGUACGUUACCGGUGCUCAGCCGACAGUUCUUCGUCUUCCCAUGUCAGCAUGCAUUCCACAGCGAUUGUUUGGGCAAACGUGUGUUGGAGAACUCCGGAAGCUCGAAACGAAAGCGCAUCAAAGACCUACAGACCGAGGUUAAUCAGGGACUUAGUAUUGGUCCACAACGAAUGAAGCUGGUUGCUGAGUUGGACGGGCUCGUCGCUGAGCAGUGUGUGCUAUGUGGAGAUCUGGGCAUUAAGCAGAUUGAUGAGCCUUUCAUCCAUGCAGGUGAUGAUGUGGAGGCCUGGGCUAUCUGA
This is a messenger RNA of Exophiala bonariae, 2892 nucleotides long. RefSeq lists its product as uncharacterized. Gene Ontology annotation, cellular component: HOPS complex; endosome. Gene Ontology annotation, biological process: organelle fusion; vacuole organization; endosome organization. The record is from RefSeq and is a predicted model, not a curated record. Gene Ontology annotation, molecular function: protein-macromolecule adaptor activity. The transcript has 2 exons. Lineage: Eukaryota; Fungi; Ascomycota; Eurotiomycetes; Chaetothyriales; Herpotrichiellaceae. Bases 1 to 2892 code for a protein of 963 amino acids.